This is a messenger RNA of Telopea speciosissima, 340 nucleotides long. RefSeq lists its product as uncharacterized. The record is from RefSeq and is a predicted model, not a curated record. Bases 29 to 340 code for a protein of 103 amino acids. Lineage: Eukaryota; Viridiplantae; Streptophyta; Magnoliopsida; Proteales; Proteaceae. The transcript has 3 exons.
AGUGUCAGGCAAGGGAAAAAGGAGAGGCAUGGAUGCGUCUGCAACUUUUCUGAUAGAGAGAAAAUCAUCGAUUGAGAAUGAGCCCAGGACGCUUAACAUGAGUCAACUUCAAUUUGCAAGGGAGGCAGCACUUUAUGUUGCGGAAACCACAAGUUUUGAAGAGGCACUAAGAAUUUUCACCAAGGGCUUAGAGCCAGUGGUGAGUGCUGUGAAGGACAAAAAGAAUUUUUCUAUGGACACAACGGAAGAUUACUGUGAUAGCAGCUUUGCGAUAACUCAAUGGAGACUGCCACCUGCAGCCGCUGUCCCAGCGAUGAGGGAUAUUGCUUCUCUCCAUUAA